This is a messenger RNA of Zychaea mexicana, 1356 nucleotides long. RefSeq names its product translation initiation factor eIF 4e-like domain-containing protein. Lineage: Eukaryota; Fungi; Mucoromycota; Mucoromycetes; Mucorales; Lichtheimiaceae. Bases 1 to 1356 code for a protein of 451 amino acids. Gene Ontology annotation, biological process: translational initiation. The record is from RefSeq and is a predicted model, not a curated record. Gene Ontology annotation, molecular function: RNA 7-methylguanosine cap binding; translation initiation factor activity. The transcript is spliced from 5 exons. Gene Ontology annotation, cellular component: eukaryotic translation initiation factor 4F complex.
AUGACAGCUCCCAAACCCGAAGAAUUAAACACAGCAGUGGAUUCUUCAAAGUACACUCGGGCGUCAAUGACGAGCACAACCACAGCAGCAGGAGCUAUGGCAGGAUCAGGAACAACAACAACUACGACACCAACACAGCAGCCGGCUCCACCCACCACCGUCAACCUGUCGCCCGCAGUGUCUGCGUUCCAGUUCCGGCCUCAUAACAGCAACAACAGCAACCACCAUCUGUCACCCCAUCAUCAUCGACCAUUAGAUAGGUCCUUGUCAUCCGAAGGUGUAGCUGGCUCUAUUGGCAUUAGUGGAAGCUAUCAUUCCAGCAACAACAAUAACAACAAAAGUCGACUCUCGACCUCACCCUCCUCGUCACUGGACUUGAAACGUUCGCACUCGAACCAUACGACGACACCAACAAACAUAACGCGCUCUCCAAGUCCCGUGUCGCCCCGAGCCCAGAAGACUGUGAUUAAGGAUGGAUAUGUCUAUAAAGAUGAAGUGGUUAUCCUUGAUAAAGAGCAAAAGGAAGAACUGCUUAAAGUUGGUGAGAUUGGAUUGCAAAGUGAAUGGACUUUUUGGUAUGACAGAUAUGUACCGAAUUUGCCUCCAACUGAAUACGAGGCGAAUUUGCAAGUGAUUUCUACCGUUGGCACGGUGCAGAAAUUCUGGUCGAUCUACAAUAAUAUCGACGGACCAGAUCAACUCGGCUUUCGGAGCAAUUUGCAUUUUAUGCGAAAGGGCAUUAAACCUAUAUGGGAGGAUCCUCAAAACGAGCAUGGAGGAUCGUAUAAUUUUAAGAUACCCAAAGCUCAUUCCCCACUAGCCUGGCGCGACUUGCUCGUACUGUUGAUUGGAGAGAAAAUAGAAGGAUGGGUUGGUGAUACCGUAUGUGGCGUCUCAGUAUCGACGCGACAGCAAUUUGAUAAUUACCAAGUGUGGACUGCCCAUACCCACCAUAGCGAAAACGUGGCCGAUGGAAAAGUGCGUUCCAAAUUGACUGAGCUACUACGACCUGCAGAAAUCCAAUCGUUUUAUUAUAAAGUUCACAAAAACCAUGCUGCGUUCCAAAAGCCCUCACAGCACCAUAACCAGCAUCAACACCAGCACCAGCACCAUCAUAACUAUCAACACCAUCACAAUCAACAACAGCAUCAACAGCAACAACAACAACAGCAGCAGCAGCAGCAACAGUCUAAAUGGCCGGAUGAUCCAUCGAGCUUGCUGAAGACACCACUAGAAAUGCGACAACGGAUUACAGAAGAAAGUAUUGAAAAGGUCGUUGCGGAUAUUGAGCGAUUAAGCAUGAAGCACAAGGAGCGAACAAGAAGUCAGCACCAACAUCAACAACAAAAUAAUUGA